CAAACUCGCACCGAGAUGCCGGAUGCCUCAAAGGCCGAAAAGCUUGGAAGGAAUGGUUGGCUUUCGCUGGCGCCCUGGCCAAGGCUUAAAAUAUGGGGUCCUGCUUUGGUGAUUUUUGCCUGUGUGGCCGCAGCAGCAGUGACGCCGGCUUGGCCAGUUUGGUUUUGGUACCAUCCUGCAGCAAUGUUGCUUGGUUAUGUUGCUUUGAUGGGCAAUGCUGUUUUGGUGAAGAAAAUUGGUGGCCUCCGAGCAACGAAAAUCCACGGAUAUUUGAUGGGCGCCGGAAGCAUAGUCACAGCCUUUGGCUGGUACGUGAUAUAUUCCAACAAGGAGGUCAAUGGAAAGCCUCACCUCACAACGUGGCACGGAAUUUCAGGCUUGUUCAUCCUUCUCGGGACCUACUGCUCAGCAGUCGCUGGGGCAGGGCUUCUCGACCCACACAUCGGGAUGAUGAAGGCAUCCAAAACUGUUAGAUACUUCCACAGCAAUGGCGGAAGAAUUCUUCUUGCCGCUGCUUUCGCCUGCUGUGUCUUGGGCUGGUCCACAGUACAGAAGCAAGCACUGCUGCCUGUGGUCCUUUUUACAAUCCCUGUCAUGAUCUUUAUGAAGGUAUUGAUUUGAUGGAAGUCCUACCAGUGCUGGCCUGCAACCUGACGGGCCGUUUGUACAAAGAGUGGUCACAACAUGUCACAACUGAGUGGCGUUCCGGUCGAAGAACAUGCUCAGUGAGAGCAUAUGAGAGCAGAUGCAAAGAUUAUGCAGCCAUGCCUGGCCAUGCUUUCGGCCUAGCUGGCUUGGCUGGGCGGUCGCACUAGUCGCCUGGCUUGACGAUCCAUUGGCAGUGAAGUUGCAGCAAAAGAAAA
Messenger RNA from Cladocopium goreaui, 863 nucleotides. The record is from the annotation of a GenBank genome assembly. Lineage: Eukaryota; Dinophyceae; Suessiales; Symbiodiniaceae.